This is a messenger RNA of Myxocyprinus asiaticus (Chinese sucker), 738 nucleotides long. RefSeq names its product NHP2-like protein 1. Gene Ontology annotation, biological process: mRNA splicing, via spliceosome; ribosome biogenesis; maturation of SSU-rRNA. Gene Ontology annotation, molecular function: RNA binding. Lineage: Eukaryota; Metazoa; Chordata; Actinopteri; Cypriniformes; Catostomidae. Gene Ontology annotation, cellular component: precatalytic spliceosome; nucleolus; small-subunit processome. The record is from RefSeq and is a predicted model, not a curated record. The transcript is spliced from 3 exons. The coding region runs from base 165 to 551 and encodes 128 amino acids.
AAUGCGUUAAAAAAGCUGUCUCAUUUUGAUGACGUAACGUGGUGCUCCGCAUUAAGUAUUAAAAAUCUCGGUAUUGUUCACCGUGUAGAACACUUAACGGGCUGUUCGUCCUCCGUGAAGCACACGCUGAGAGGACACCGAGAUCUCGAUCACAGCUUGACGCAAUGGCUGAAUCGGAUGUGAAUCCCAAAGCUUAUCCUCUUGCUGAUGCCACUCUCUCCAAAACCAUCCUGGACCUGGUGCAACAAGCAUCCAAUUACAAACAACUGAGAAAAGGGGCAAAUGAAGCCACUAAAACUCUGAACCGAGGGAUCGCAGAGUUCAUUGUGAUGGCUGCAGAUGCUGAACCUCUGGAGAUCAUCCUGCAUUUGCCUCUGUUGUGUGAGGAUAAGAACGUCCCGUACGUGUUCGUGCGCUCAAAGCAGGCCUUGGGCCGCGCAUGUGGGGUGUCCAGGCCCGUCAUCGCCACCUCAGUCACCAUUAAAGAGGGCUCGCAGCUCAAGCCUCAGAUCCAGUCUGUGCAGAUGGCCAUUGAGAGGCUGCUGGUUUGAUGCACUGUAUAAGCUCAAUGGCACAUGUAUGUGUUGGCACAGGUCUGUCUUCUAAGUUGUAGAUCACCACAGAAUGUUUUACUAGAAUUAUGUAUGCUAAACUUACAUUUCACCCAUAAAAACAGUUCUGUCAUUUUACAUUCUCAUCAUAAAUCAUCAUGUCGUUACAAACCAUAUGACUUUCUAU